Molecule: messenger RNA, 1992 nt
Organism: Trypanosoma brucei brucei TREU927
Lineage: Eukaryota; Euglenozoa; Kinetoplastea; Trypanosomatida; Trypanosomatidae
Exons: 1
Coding region: 1-1992 (663 amino acids)
Source: RefSeq, a predicted model, not a curated record
AUGGGUGCCUUUCCGUCUCAUGAUGCCCCUGAGCUCAUAUACUCAAUGUUAGUUCUGCGUCCAUCGACAAAUUCUCAGGUUGAGGUUUGCCUGGUGCCUCUUCUGCCGCGUUUCUUCAAUGAUGGGCACAAAAAGGCGAAGAAGAAGCUCAAUGAACUUCUCGCCAGCAAAGGAGCGCAUCAAUCGUCACUAGCGGCGUCACUUGCCCCUCGAGCCCCAGCGACUAUAGCUCCAGGGAAGGUUCCAGAUCAGGGAAUCGGUCACGCCUUAGUGGACUACUUCAUUUCCAGUACGGAGGGAUCCUUUUUUGUAACCACAAAGGAUGCCGUAGUUAGUAAAGUGGCCAUACAAGCGGAGCAAGGUCAAAGGGAGAGGUCUGACAUCAGCACUACUGGAGGAAGAUCCGCACCAGGUACCGCCUCCACAGGUGAGACACAACCCUCCAAUGCACCAUCUCAUACGGCGCAUCAUUCGUCAUCCCACCAGGCAAUGUCCAACUCUGUGCGGCCGGUGCCAUUUGCCGUUUGUAUUGUGGAUUCGGAUGUCUCCACGGGAACUCCGGGCACCACUGGAGGGUCCGCACAAGCGGCAGCCGCUAAGCACCAUCAUGUACAUGCCAAUAAUGUUGUCCUUAUCAAAGGGCGGCGGCUGCAACUUGUUGGCUUUAUUGCAUGUUGUAUGGAUCGCCCUGUGCGACACAUGACCACGGCAAAUCCUGUCAAACCACAUGGAGCUAGCGGUGGGGCGGGAGCAACCUCUGGAGAGGGAAAGAAGCAAGGAAUCCCUGUCUGUCUGGAUGUUAUUUUUGAUGAUACAGAGGCACAUGGGUUCCUUACCGAGUCUGUAGUGUUGUUGGCAUCAUUUGCCUUCCGCAAGCAAUUCUUGAAUUGUUGUGCUCUUCACUUUCGGGCCGGGGAUCCCGAUGUGGAAUCAUCAUUUGGGCGCCACAUGGACCCCUUGCAGCUUCGACUAGUGAUGAGGCAUGACAACUAUCGCAUUUUACGCCUGUUUCAUAGCCGGUACCCCCUGUUAGACAUGGUCAAAGAGCUUCGCGUAAGCGGGGGCUCGUCGGCCCCGCAGUUCUCUCUCUAUGAAAACGAUGGAAAUGAGGUUGGUUUAGAAGUGACGUUUGGUAUGAAUUUUUUAACGCGGUGGAUGCGGUUUGUGGAGAAGAUGAUGCACGUUGAGACGGUGGUUGGUAACCACAUCCGUUGCGGUACCACCGCCAUAAUGUCGGAGCGAGAUAAACUAAUACAGGAGCGCAGGGACAGUGGCGCAUUCCUGGAGGAGGAGGAGGAUGAUGAGCGAAUCUUUGGGGGAGCCGUGUACGCCGUGUCGCUGAGGCGGUGGACUGCUGCAGAGAAGCAGGCGGUUCAGCAACAACAGCAAGUUCCAUUGAGUGGAGCAUCUCCCAUGUAUGUGUAUCCCACUACCGCUGCUCCUGGUCAGUACUGGCCACAGAUGUCCGUGAUGAUGGGGCAACCUCCAGGGUGGCCCACUAGUGUUGUUCCUUUGAGUGCUGCUGCUGCUGCACCGACGGCCGUGGCACCGGUGAUUGGGCAACAACAACCAUUUGUUAUUCAAGCAUCAGGGACGCGACCGCAAUUGUACUACGCGUCGCCGCAACCGACUGUAAGUGGGAACGCCACUUUUGUUACCCAGAGCGGUAUUCCGAUAGUACAGCAAGCAGCGACGGCGUCUCCAUUUGGUGUUGCGGCAACACAACCCGCCUCUGGGCAGCAGAUCGUAUACGUCAUGCAGGGCGCCCAGGCAACUUCCGCUAGUGUUGCAGCCCCUACAGUUUCGGCUAUGGCGCCUGGCAUGACUCCUCAAGCAUUUUAUUAUCCCCAAACUACCGCCUACGCUGUUCCCUACUCUCCAUACGGCUUUCAGCAGCAACCACAGCAACAAUUGGUAACACAAGCGACUCAUAUUGGCACUCAACAACAACAACAGCAGGUGACAUCGGCGGGGCAAGUAGCUCAACAGUAG